This is a messenger RNA of Schistocerca serialis cubense, 645 nucleotides long. RefSeq names its product fatty acyl-CoA reductase wat-like. NCBI's taxonomy places the organism in Eukaryota, Metazoa, Arthropoda, Insecta, Orthoptera, Acrididae. The record is from RefSeq and is a predicted model, not a curated record. Bases 7 to 432 code for a protein of 141 amino acids. The transcript has 2 exons.
UCUUAUAUGACUUCCACGUUGACAAUGAAUCGCGACAGAGAAUUUUGGCUUCACGUACUGACAUCAAACCAAUGUUUCAGACUGUGGAACAUGUACUCGCGUAUUCAUGGGGUCUCACAGGCUCUGGAACCAUUCACAACUAGAGAGUGGACGUUCAAAGAUGACAACUUUGCCUCCCUCCUGGGCCGUAUGGGUGCAGUCGACCGCAAGCUCUUUCCCUGUGACAUCGUAGACGUCGACUGGGAAUGGUUCAUCAGCAAUACCGUGCGUGGGUUGCGUCUUUACCUUCUGAACGAGAGCUUUGACACCUUGGAGGCAGCAAGGAAAAGAUACCGUCGGUUAGUCGUCGUGAACCAGACACUGGUCGCCACAGGGGGCGCACUGCUGCUGUUCAAGCUGUGGCAGAUCCUCGUUGCCCAGAUACGACUAUGACUGCCGCGCGGCUACCUAGCGGCAGCGGCAAACUCUGAAGCUCCUCCUGCCCAGCCCAUCCGUCGUCGGGCACAAACUAUCAUUCUCAACACCAAUGUCGUUUUCUAAUCCUUAACAUCAUUACCUGAGCUGUUACAAGGAAAUUCUUUCAACUAUUGUAUUUCCAUAUUCCAAAUGUAAAUCACAAUAACUUCAUUAAAUUUAUUCAUUUAA